AUGCAGAACUCAUUUUUGGAAAACCUGAUUGAAACCGGGGAAGCAGAAGACGACGAUGACUUGUUUCCUACGUAUGACCAGGUGGAGGAGGACGUCAAUGAUCAAUCCAAUGCCACUUCCCUCCUCAACAUUAUUUUAAGUGGCGUAGUACGCCUCAACGCUCUUUUACCUACUGCCACAAUCCUGGCAUUCACUCUGUUACAUCCACUCAUAACAAAUGAUGGACAAUGCACAAGUUUGACGCGCUGGAUAAUGGGAUGUUUCUUAGCCCUUACCACUGCUUCUUGUAUGCUCUUUCCCAUCACAGACAGUUUCAGAACAGCCACGGGAAGGCUGUACCAUGGUGUGGCCACAAUGAAUGGGAUAUGGACUAUUUGUGGAGGACACGUAAAGCCUUGUGUAACAUCUGAUUUUAGGCUGAGAUGGUCUGAUCUUUUUUACUUGUUGCUUUCCUUGAUUGCUUUUCUAACUUUUGCAGCAGCACAUUCUGAUGUUUUGAGUUGUUAUAACGUGGAUUUGCCACAGAAGAUGACAAUUUAUGUUCCUCUGGUGGUUGGAUUUCUGAUCUGUGCAGUGUAUGUUAUUUUUCCGUCUAGGAGAAAGGGAAUAGGGUAUCCUUUCAUGCUCCAGAAUGAUUUAUCUACUGCAACAACUGAGGUUUGA
Molecule: messenger RNA, 663 nt
Organism: Daucus carota subsp. sativus
Lineage: Eukaryota; Viridiplantae; Streptophyta; Magnoliopsida; Apiales; Apiaceae
Product: protein DMP2
Exons: 1
Coding region: 1-663 (220 amino acids)
Biological process (GO): endomembrane system organization
Source: RefSeq, a predicted model, not a curated record